GGGUGACCAACGGAGCGAGUCAGACUCGCACCGAGAGCGAUGGAGGGAGAAGGCAGGGUUUCGUGGAUGAAAUACGGGCCGAUUGUGUCCCUGUUUGUGGUUUUUUUCGCCGUCUGGUUCCGGUCCCCUCAUGACGCCGUCCUGGACGACCGGCUGGACACCGUGCUGUCCUCUCUGCUGCGGGCGGAGGGCAAAGUCGGGAUGGAUAACGUCGCCAAACCUAAAGUGGCGGUUGGGUUUGGAGGUUGCGUUGACCUGAUAGUGGAUGGGAUUACCCUGCUUAAUAAGAUUGGCCUCCCUCCUACUGACCAGCCCCUACACCAUAACUACAUCGAAAAUGAAGUGCAGUUGGCUGAGAGCUUUGCCUACUUCUUUGCACCGGGAGCCGCUGCAGAACGUUUUAUGCUGAAUGACACCCUGUUCAGUGAGCUGGUGGAAGCAGCCCGGGACAUCCCUGGAAACAAAUGGGCAGUCGGGGGCAAUGCCCCGGUCAUGGCCGGUCGCAUGGCAACCGAGGGAUGUGACAUUUUGCUCGGGGGAAGUUUCAGCCCCGAUUUUACUGAUGUGCUGUCCGAGCACAUUACAGUGGCAGGCAACAUAGUGGAGGAGCCAGACAUCCAUCUGAUCCUGGAGUACCCAUCUGGUGCCAGCUGGGGUAACUAUACCUCACGGAGAGCCAACAGAUAUAUCGUCCAUAGCGAUGACCAUAACCCCUACCUGGACUCCAUGACAGACUUUGCCGGGAAACUCCAAGACUUCAACCCAGAUUUGCUGGUGGUGGGUGGGCUGCAGAUGAUGGACAACUUCCCCUUCCAGGCUGGUGAGCAGGACGCUCUCUUCUCCCGCCUGUCGGACCUCCUGUCCUCCUCGUCUCCAACGAUUGGAGUCCACUUUGAGAUGGCCAGCUUUGUAGAAGAGAGUAUAAUGGAAGAUCUACUUCACUAUGUCAUUCCCCACGCGGACUCUCUCGGGAUGAACGAGCAGGAGCUUCCCAACCUGCUCAGCCUGCUUAAAGGCUCCAACAUCACCGUGCUGUCGGACCCAAACCCGCGCGUGGCUACGGUUCUGGACCAGAUGAGGGAGGUCUACCGCAUUGUGAACCACCGCUCCGAGAAUGUCAGUGGAGAAAGGGACGCGCGCGGCGCUCCGUCCAAGCCGCUGACCCGGCUCCACGUCCACACGCUGGCCUUCCAGGCCAUGAUCGUGACACGCGGCUCCCAGUGGAAGAACACCAUGUCGGCCACCGCCAAGGCCUCCCUCACGGCCAACCGCCACGUGUGCGGCUCCAACGACAUCGACCCCAGCAAGGCCCGGCUCAUCAUGGACGACUCCUUCUCCGUCAGCCGGACGGAAGGCAGCCAGCGCAUCCCUCUGCAGGAGACCAGGCCGGUCAGCUGCUGGGACGAGGACAACUACGAGAUCUGCGUGGCCCCGGUGCUGGUGUGCACGGAGGUUUACCAGACGGCAGGAGGAGGAGACAACAUCUCUGCUGCCGGCCUGGUGCUGCAGAUCUAGAGAAGCACCGUGGUCCAUCUGUGUGACGCGCCGACGACAUGUUGGGCAACAGCGGGACUGGAGAGGUGACGCAAACACGGGAACUGAUCGUGAAAUAUAUCAGGCUGUUGCUGACGCCGUCAGCUCGUAUCCAUGGGGGACAUCAGGAACACGUAUAAUCAUUGGAAGCAGUCGUCUGGUGGGAAUGGUUAUUGAUCAGGUACAUCACCAAACCGUAAGUACAUGGGCUCAGUGCAAAGAGCAUCCAGAUUAUUUGAUGUUUAGAACCAAAACUUCAUAAAAGACGCGGCCCUUCUCUGCCCGACUUUGAUUCAACUCACCAAACGUCUUCGCCGAGUCGUCGUUGCCCAUCGGCGGACUCCUGUCCUGCUUCUCGAAAGCCUUCCAAGACUUGGCCUUCAGUCCGGAUUCGAUACAGAGGGAUGAGGUUUGGAUUAAGUCCACACACAUCAAGUUGUGUUUAGGUUUUGAUGGAUCCGCUACAUCAGCUGUAGGAUAAAUAAUCUCCACUAUGCAGAAAAUGAAUCCAGAGUUGGGUAAUUACUAAAAAUGCAGAAUCAGUGAACAGCAAACGGGGCUUUCUAUAGACCUGCUUUACUGCAUUUGCUAGAAAACUAAAGUUACUUUGCAGAUUAAUAUUAUCCAUACAAAAUAUUACUUGACUUAAGAAAUUAUAAUAUAUAAAAAAUAGGUUAAGAUACCCAGCAGUGUAUGAAGCAAAUACAUUCAGCUCCACCGUUAUCAGCUGCAGCAUUAAAAAUAAAACAUUCAAACAUCACUCAUUGAAAUGGACCAGUCGGUACGAGUACUUUAAUAUUGUUAUGCAAAUAGUUCCAGAAAGGUUCUUCCACUACUGCCUGUCAGUUUUCCAAAUGAUCUGAACCUUUGUUAUUGAGAAGGUAAUGAAGGGAUGUUUCUUUCCGGCCUCUUCAAUUCUAAGAGAGGCAACUGCUGGAAGCUGGAUAUGAUGUCAGCAACGGCCUCUCUACCUCUUUGCUACGUUUGUUUCUUUACUCUUUCCUUUUCUACUCGACCCAUCUGGUGUUUGUUUAUCAAUCUCUAAAGGACCAAAUGAGCCAUGUGGGCUGCCUCAAGUUCGCAUAAAUGUCUGCAUACAGUGAAAGACGAUCUCCUCUACUUUGACUUUUUAUUAUUAUUAUUGUUGUAAGUUUGAUUUAAAGCUGUGUUGUCGCUCACCGUGGAUCGACUUGAGCUGUGACAUGUCGGACCAAACGGUGAAUAUAUUAGCGUUCAUCUUGCUGAGUUGAUGGCCCCGAUUUCAGGGACAAAUCACUUUUAUUUAAAAAACUGAAUGCGACCCAAAUGAGAUUUAUGCCAUUUAAACAUUCCAUGUUUUUUUAAAAAAUAUUAAAUGCCACUUCAGAUAAAGUU
Molecule: messenger RNA, 2907 nt
Organism: Pseudoliparis swirei
Lineage: Eukaryota; Metazoa; Chordata; Actinopteri; Perciformes; Liparidae
Gene: adpgk2
Product: ADP-dependent glucokinase 2
Exons: 7
Coding region: 40-1515 (491 amino acids)
Biological process (GO): glucose metabolic process
Cellular component (GO): endoplasmic reticulum
Molecular function (GO): ADP-specific glucokinase activity
Source: RefSeq, a predicted model, not a curated record